AUGGCACGAUUCACAGCAAUGGUGGUGUGUAAUGUGUUGCUUCUUGUUGCCCUCGUCUUAUCAGUUGAAAUGAUGACACCAACAUUGGGUGAUAAACCAUGCACUGAGUUGCUAGCAUUUAAGCCGAAAUGGUGUCAUGGGGAAGAUGUAUCCGAUGACUGUUGGGAUGCUUGUAGGUAUAGACAUGGCUCACUUAUCGCAGCAGAGUGUUUUUAUGAAAUAUUACUUCCUGGAAAUGGUAGCGCUUGUAAAUGUUAUUGGCCAUGUUAG
Messenger RNA from Lactuca virosa, 270 nucleotides. The record is from the annotation of a GenBank genome assembly. Lineage: Eukaryota; Viridiplantae; Streptophyta; Magnoliopsida; Asterales; Asteraceae.